This is a messenger RNA of Aspergillus japonicus CBS 114.51, 956 nucleotides long. RefSeq lists its product as uncharacterized. The transcript has a single exon. Bases 209 to 880 code for a protein of 223 amino acids. The record is from RefSeq and is a predicted model, not a curated record. NCBI's taxonomy places the organism in Eukaryota, Fungi, Ascomycota, Eurotiomycetes, Eurotiales, Aspergillaceae.
AUUUCCCCAAUUCGUGUCCCCAUCAUCACUGCCUCCUUCCACUACUGGCUUGCUCACCGACCCAUGCGGAUGACUCCGGCGGCCAUCAACUUCUGGAUCUUCAUCCGCACCUGGGAGUUCUUCAUGUGCUCCUGGAGGGCGGCGGGGUCGCUCUUGGCUUGCUGGAGGAUGGUCUGCAUGAUAGGGUCCUGCAGGAUGGACAUGAUCUAUGGAUUUCAUAGUUAGCGACAGGAUCCCACCGAUAUCAGGUGGACAAACAACUCACCUCAGGGUCGUUCUGGAUUCUCUCCAUCGUCUGUUGCUCGGUCUCGCCGGCACGGGCGCUGAACUGAGCAUCCAAGCACUUCUGCUGCUGCUGCUCGAUCUCCCGGGCGUGGGUGCCGUCGUCGUGCUCCGAAGCUUCCGUGCAGACAUCCAGAGCCUUGUUGUACUCCUUCAUGGCAACCAAAGCCUGCGCCUUGCGCAUGUACGCCCGAAUGAACUUGGGAUCCCGCUUGGUAGCUUCGUCACAGUCCUGCACCGCCUGGGGGAAAGCCAUCAGCUUGAUGAGAGCCGCAGCGCGGUUGGAGAACCCGCGGGGGUCCUCGGGGGCGCGCUUGGUCAUCUCGGUGAAGGCGUCCACGGCAGCAGGCCAGUCACCCUCCUGGAACUUGGCCUGGCCGAGCUCGCGGGCCUUCUCGGCUUCAGCAGGGUCGACGUAGGCCUCCUUUUCAGCUUUGGCCUUGGCCUUCUCGGCGUUGCGCAGCUUCGUGAGAACAUCGGGAGUACGGUGCUCAGUCAGCGCCUUGUGGUAGAACUCGAUGGCCUGGCCGAGCUCGCCAAGCUUCUCGUAUGCGGUACCGAUACGUGCAAAGGCCCUACGUACAAUCACGGACGUUAGCCACGGUCAGAUGCCAAAUCGCACGGAGAACCCUUACUUAGCAAUGGCCUUGAAGUCGGCUCUGAGCUCACGACCC